GAGCGUAACUCCUGAGCUGAGGCGAGCCGAUGUCACAAGUUUCCAAGCUCUGCCCCACAGCGCUCCCCAGGCUCCGGACAGAGGGCGGUUCCCACCCUUCUGACACACACGGAACCUAAACACAACAUCUUUCAGAGUGUCAUGAAGCUUCUGCGUCGGACAGCCAGGCGGUAUGGCUAAUCACCCAUUACGCACAAACGGUAUGCGGAGUCUGCAGAAAGAGCACCUGUACAAGGUGCUCGUCAUUGGAGACCUUGGGGUGGGGAAAACCUCCAUCAUCAGGCGGUACGUGCACCAGACUUACUCCACAAACUACAGAGCCACAAUCGGAGUGGAUUUCGCCCUGAAAGUGCUGAACUGGGACUCUGAGACCGUCCGGCUUCAGCUGUGGGACAUUGCAGGUCAGGAGCGUUUCGGGAACAUGACCCGAGUGUAUUAUCGGGAAGCCAUGGGGGCUUUCAUCGUGUUCGAUGUGACACGGCCCACAACCUUUGAGGCGGUCCUAAAGUGGAAGGAAGACCUGGAUUCUAAAGCUAUGCUGGCCAAUGGAAGCAGCAUAGCCACUGUCCUGCUGGCCAACAAGUGUGACCAGAUCAGAGACCUAACCAACAACGGCCUCAAAAUGGACCAGUUCUGCAAGGACCAUGGUUUUAUAGGCUGGUUUGAGACAUCAGCUAAGGACAACCUGAACUUAAAAGAAGCUGCAAACUUUCUCAUUAAGCACAUGAUGGCGACGGAAAAUGACAUCCUGAAAUCUGUGGUACCCGACACCAUCUCACCACACCUCAACCCCGGCAGAGAGAUGAGUUGCUCUGGCUGCUUCAAAUAAAGGCGAGACAGACAGGGAAGGAAAAGAAGCACAACUGGAUGAAGAGGGACAAACUCACCAUGCUACAAUUUCAGGACAUCUGACCAGCGUUCUGAUAAUACAGCAUGGGUUCUUCAAUCCAUAUCAAAUGUAUCUCUUUUUAGCUUUUAAGUUGAGGUGGAAACUAAAGCUCACAUGGACUUAAAUGCUCCACAUUUUUUCUAUUUUUUUUUAUUUGCACGAGCCAUGUUGUGACACUGACAUUUUCUGAUAAGGAACACAGCUGUCUGUGCUGUUUGCACGUGGUCAGUCAUGCCAGAGAGCGCAGACUAGAGUCAAUAAUCUUCUUAGUCCACUUACCUGAUUAAGAUUCCACUCUCAAUUCUCAUAGCAGUUCACUGUGAAAAGACUGACAACGUGGACAAACCUCCUCACAGUGCCGUUGAUUUCUUAUCCAAAGAAGAAACUCAGAGUUUCUUGUUAUUUUAAAGAAGUCUUACUGUGUUCUCAAUGUUUUUAACUCCUGAAAAUGAGGAAGCUUUUUUUUUUAAAUGAGCCAAAGAGCCAGUGUUAUCGAAGAAAGAACACUUUUCAAAAAAUGAUUUCUUAUUUGUGCAGAUUGUAUGAUAAAUGUACAACUAAGUGUCUCAUUUAGUCUUAUUUAAUUUUAUAGUAACAUGAAUAUUUAUGGUUUGGGGGAAGUACAAAGACUGAGUUUAAACUGAGACACACAGAAAGAGGUGCUUCAGAUUUGACGGGGAAUAGCAAGUCGACUGGAACUGUUCAGGUUGAACUGACUUCUGAGGCGUCAGUUCUUACUGACUGUGAGAACAUAUAUAAAAUAACAAAUCACUAAAUAAAUUCACACUUUGGUGAAAACUGAUUAUGAGUGUUUUGUUUUUUUGAUUGAUUUUUUAGUGCUAAACUGGACACUUGUAAGUUAACCUGCUAAAACCUUGGUCUCCAUGGAAACAGGAGUCUUUUUUAUGGGUAGGCUGCAUCGCCUUUGUUUCUUUCUAUACUUCAUACGUAAAUCUGCUGAUGCCUCAAAGAAUAAAUUCAUAAAAGCUGUC
Molecule: messenger RNA, 1881 nt
Organism: Oryzias latipes (Japanese medaka)
Lineage: Eukaryota; Metazoa; Chordata; Actinopteri; Beloniformes; Adrianichthyidae
Gene: rab38b
Product: RAB38b, member of RAS oncogene family
Biological process (GO): phagosome-lysosome fusion; endosome to lysosome transport
Cellular component (GO): lysosome; phagocytic vesicle; trans-Golgi network
Molecular function (GO): GTP binding; GTPase activity
Source: RefSeq, a predicted model, not a curated record